UGAUAUUGACAAAAUGUACCAGUGGGCUGAGGAUGACGGUGAUCUGCCACUUGGGGUUGGUCGACUGGAUCUCUCUGAGCCGGUCAGUGGUAGGCGAUAUGUCAUGUACCACGGCACCACCAGUCAGGCUGCUCGGUCCAUCAUGGCCACAGGUUUUCAGCAGUCUGCAGGCGGGAUGCUCGGCCCCGGUGUCUACCUCAGCAGAGUCCUGGAUAAAGCCAGCCGCUACCCCAUCAAACAUCCUGAGCACGACAGGGUCGUCAUUAAGGUCGUGGUCAAUGUGGGGAGAGUGAUCGCCAUCAAUUAUCAGGGCCACCCGCGUCAGAAGACCUGGCACGACUACAGAUACGGCGAGGUGUUUGACACCGCCUGGGUGCCACCCAGAUGUGGAAUGGUGUCAAGCGGUUUGGAGGAGGAUUGUGUCUGGGAUCCCAAUCGAAUCCAGAUCAUUAGUGCCAUCAAACCACGCCCUAUGCAGCCUUCUGCUGGAUACGGUGCAUACGGCUACAUGCUGCAAGUGAAUAUUAAUGAAAUGACACAUUACAGCUUCCACAUGUUACAGAGCCUGGAGACACGAGGUCACCAAACAAGUGACCUCACGGCGUGCACCACUGGAGAGAGCAGACGAGAGAAUAGUGACAGUAAUCCAGACAUCAUCAUGCAGUGGGCUGAAAAUGACUUUGACCUGCCCCCUGGGGUCGUUCGACUCGGUCUCUCUGCGCCAGUUAAUGGUAAAAAGUACGUCAUGUACCACGGCACCACCAGUCAGGCUGCUCGGUCCAUCAUGGCCAAAGGUUUUCAGCAGUCUUCAGGUGGGAUGCUCGGGCCCGGCGUCUACCUCAGCAGAGACCUGAAUAAAGCCAGCCGCUAUCCCAUCGAUCAUCCUGAGCAUGACAGGGUCGUCAUUAAGGUCGUGGUCAAUGUGGGGAGAGUGAUCGCCAUCAAUCGUCAGGGCCACCCACGCCAGAAAACCUGGCAUGACUCCAGAUAUGGGGAGGUGUUUGACACCGCCUGGGUGCCACCAAAUUGUGGAAUGGUGCCAAGUGGUUUGGAGGAGGAUUGUGUCUGGGAUCCCAGUCGAAUCAAGAUCAAUGGUGCCAUCAAACCAAGUGCCCCAGCCCAGGGUGGAUGGGGUGCACGAGGCUACAUGAAGUCAGAGAGAGAAGUCGUGGAAGAACUCUCAGAGAGUGAUACUGACACCAGCAUGCCGUACCAGUGGGCUGAGGAUGAUGGUGGUCUGCCGUAUGGCGUCACUCAACUUGGUCUCUCUCAGCCGGUCAGUGGUAAAAGGUACGUCAUGUACCACGGCACCACCAGGCAGGCUGCUCAAUCCAUCCAGGCAACAGGUUUUGGUCGGUCUACGGAUGGGAUGCUCGGCCCUGGAGUCUACCUCAGCAGAGACCUGGAUAAAGCCAGCCGCUAUCCCAUUGGUCACCCUGAGUAUGACAGGGUCGUCAUUAAGGUCGUGGUCAAUGUGGGGAAAGUGAUCGCCAUCAAUCGUCAGGGCCACCCACGCCAGAAAACCUGGCAUGAUUCCAGAUAUGGGGAGGUGUUUGACACCGCGUGGGUGCCACCCAGAUGUGGAAUGGUGUCAAGCGGUUCGGAGGAGAAUUGCGUCUGGGAUCCCAGUCGAAUCCAGAUCAUCAAAAUCAUCCAGCCAAUGCAGACAUCAAACACCUCAAUCGAAGGUGCUGGACUGGCUGCGGUGGCUACUGCAGGAAUCUUUGGUGCUGCUGCAGCCUUAUUGUUUGCAGCUUUAGGUAAAAACUAAAUGACAUCCCUAUGUGUUAUCUUUUCCCUGAUCAUUCCCUGUCUAGUCAUACUGAAGCAGUGUGAUGAGUGUUUUUUGUAUUUAAAGAGGUUCUCCUCUGAAAUGUCUGGUUCUGCACAAGUGCACUUACCACUAAUAAAAAUGUUACCGAUGCAACACAA
Molecule: messenger RNA, 1932 nt
Organism: Labrus bergylta (ballan wrasse)
Lineage: Eukaryota; Metazoa; Chordata; Actinopteri; Labriformes; Labridae
Source: RefSeq, a predicted model, not a curated record